AUGAAAGGCACGAAGAAGACCGAGGUAGCUGUUGAAACAGUCGGCGCCUCCGCCAAGAGUCGCCUGCUCGCACGACCAUCGCUGGUCAUCCCAUACCCCGCUGGGGAGCCGUUACAUUCGCCGGCGUUGGCGAUUGACAUCCGCGGCGGCGGCAGCAGCAGCGGCGCGUUGGGCGGCGACGGGGAUAAAGCAGCGUCGGUACGGACGGCGCUGUACCCAUCGGCGCGCAGUGAAGGCGGUGGCGGCGAGCGGAGCGUGCGCGACGUGCUAAUCGUGGAAGGGGGAAGGCCGCCCGCGGAUGCGGGGCGUGCCCGAGGCGGUGUGUUCCGCAAGAAGCAGCGGCGGGGGAAGGGCAAGCGGAGCGUGUUCGUGUACGAGCUGGUGCGCGCGCCCGCGGGGGGAGGCGGCGGGGAUUAUGGGGGCCGCGGAUUGCCGCGCGCGAGAACAGCAGGCGCCGCGGAGAGUGGCAGUGCUGGGUUGUGGGGGACGGACGGCGCGGAAGGAGUGGCGGAGGGAGCAAUGGGAAAGGCGCAGGGUUGGCAGCAGCGGUCGCUGGAUCGAAGUGACACGCAGAGCGACAUUGCUGACGUGGACGAAUGGCGAAGGGAGAUGGAGAAAUAUCUGACGGAGAAAUUAAGGCGAGAAUCGGGUCCGAAGGAAAUGGGGCGAAAGGAGAGAAAGAGCAGCGGCAGCGAGGAGCAGCGAGCGCUGCAGCGGCAGGGGCGAGACAAAGGACUAGUGAUAGACUUGGGAGUGGAUGGGGAGGAGUUGGGAGUGGUGAGGAGGGACGAGGAUUGGUUUGAAGAGGCGGAGGGCGUGUUGCUGGUGGACGAAGGGCGUGUCGUGCCUUGGGAGUCAGACGGUGGCGAACGCGGCAGAAACGGAGAAUGGGGAAGGUCGCGAAGCUGUGUGGAAGCGUCUGUCCGCCAAGCCAGCAGGACGGCCGUUGCCCGCGCUGCAGCGGACGCGCAGGCAGGCAGGAGAGGCGACGGCAGCGAUGGCAGUGGGAGUGACGGCAGCACCGGCCGUGGCAGCGACCAGCAGCAGCAGGCACAGGGAGGGUGGGCGGCCCGUGCUGCUGCGCACCUGCAGCACCCGCAGCAGCACCCACAGCACCCACCAGCUGCAGGUGGCGUGCCUGCGAGCGAGCACCACUGCGUGAGUGCAGGUGCAGGUGCGAGUUGGAACACACCCACGGCAGCCGGUGCAGCCGCUGUGCCAGAGGGCCGUGAGACUGCAGCGCAGGGAGGUGCGAGGGCGAGGGCACGCCACGCGGCGGCGACGUCAGCAGCGGCGGGAAAGAGCCAACACGUGUCGGCAUGGUGGCAAUUCGGUGGGGCUGAUAAGAGCGCUGAUAAGAGCGACAGCAGCGGGCAGGCCGGCAGACGGAAGAGCACAGGUGGUGGAGUGAGCAGCGGAGUGCAUGGGGGUCGGUCCCGGCCGCUGGGACCCCCACCCACGCCCCAGAGCCCUGACCACGACGCAUGCAUGGAAAGCCGCACCUCGCACUUGAUAUCACCACCGGCUCUCCCCUCGCACGCAUCAGCAGCGUCAUCGUCCCGCCUACUGCCCUCUCCACGGCCUCCCGCCCUCCCGGCGCCUCCGGCCGUCCCCCGGCCUGAGGAGGCAGCAAUCCGCUGCGGCUUCGCUUGCUGCGGUGGAGGCGAGUCAACGGCAGCCGAGCGCGGUGGUUUACCACCCGCCCUUCAGCAGCUAUCGUCACCAGCUGACGUGGCAGCCCAGGAGGAGGAGGCGAGUCUGAGGGAGCUGGAGCAGCAGCUGGAGAGAGAGAGGAGGAGGAGGGAGGAGGAGGAGGAGGAAGACUUGUUGGCAGAGGCUGGUGAGAGGGGGAGUGAGGGAGGUGAGAGUGAGGGAGGGCGAGUGGGAGGAGGGGGGGAUGUUGGACUGGUUCCCAUAGCCACCUCCCAUGCGACGUCACGGACUGACACCCGGCAGGAGAGGGGGAUGAGGGCAGGGCAGCAGGCAAUGACACCAGCAGUGAGGGGAGGUGGCAGAAGAAGCGAAGGGGUGCAGCAGAGGGGGAAGCAGGCAGGCCGGGCGGGUGUUGCGGCGAGGCAAGACACAGCCGAGCCGGCGCUUGGAGCAACGGAGGGGGUGGGCCCGGCGCAGAGAGGGGAGACCUGCUCAUCCGCACAACAAACGCUUGAGAAGGGGGGGAGGGGUGCCCCGGCGAGAGAGGCGGUGCCCCCGGCGCAGAAGAGGGGGUGCCCCGGCGCAGAGAGGGGGUUGGCCCCGGUGGCAAGAGAGGGGGUUCGCCCGAGGGGGUGCCCCGGUGCAGAGAGGGGGUGCCCCGGUGCAGAGAGGGGGUGCCCCGGUGCAGAGAGGGGGUGCCCCAGUGCAGAGAGGGGGUGCCCCGGUGCAGAGAGGGGGUGCCCCGGUGCAGGGGGGGGGGUGCCCCUGCUCAUCCGCAGGCAUGCUUU
Molecule: messenger RNA, 2441 nt
Organism: Closterium sp. Naga37s-1
Lineage: Eukaryota; Viridiplantae; Streptophyta; Zygnematophyceae; Desmidiales; Closteriaceae
Source: the annotation of a GenBank genome assembly